AUGACGCGUUUGGAGUAUUUGUCUUUAGAUGAUUGUCAUUUUCUUAGAACACUUCCAGAUUCCAUCCAAGAUCUUAAAAUGUUGAUAAGGAUGAGUCUUUGUAACACUUCGAUAACGGAGCUACCGAACACGAUAGGAGGAUUAGAAUCUUUGCUUGAGCUAGAUUUGAGCGGAAUUGAAGUCACAAAAUUGCCUAUUUCUAUUGGGAAUCUUAGAAAGUUGAGGAAGAUGAGUCUUUGUCGGACUAAUAUAAAGGAGCUACCGAACCAAAUAGGAGAGCUAGAGUCUUUACUUGAGCUAGAUUUAAGGGACACAUAUAUCACAGAAUUGCCUAUUUCUAUUGGGAAUCUUAAAAAGUUGAGGAAGAUGAGUCUUUGUUGGACCGAUAUAAAGAAGCUACCAAACCAAAUAGGAGGGCUAGAGUCUUUGCUUGAGCUAGAUUUGAGGGAAUCAAAAAUCAUAGAAUUGCCUGUUUCUAUUGGGAAUCUUAAAAAGUUGAGGAAGAUGAGUCUUCAUCAAACCCAUAUAAAGAAGCUACCGGACCAAAUAGGAGGGAUAGAGUCUUUGCUUGAGCUAGAUUUAAGCGGAACGGAUAUCAUAGAAUUACCUACUUCUAUUGGAAAUCUCAAACGAUUGAAGAUUCUUCGUCUAGACGAAUGUGCCAUUAGAGAGCUACCAAAGGUCAUAGGGAUGCUAGAGAAUCUGCAAGCUUUACAUGCGAAUUUCUGUGGAAAUAUGAAGGGAGAAAUUCCAAGUGAAAUUGGGGGUCUAUCCUUUUGUACAAAGCUAGAGAUGACAGAGAGCAAGAUAAGGAGAUUGUCCACAACUAUGAAUAAGCUUUCUCAUCUGCAACAACUUCAUUUGGAUCGGUGUAAUGAACAUGAACAAUUGUCAAAUCUCCCUGUGAAUUUGAAGGAGUUAAAGUUCUCAUCUCAUUUAUUGUGGACAACCCAUGACCUUUCAUGCCUGACUAACUUAGUCCAUCUUCAUAUACAAUGUGACACUCCUAGGUUGUUGGAAUUUAGACAAGGGGUUCCAAAGAUAGAGUGGAUCGAGAGGCUAAAUUUUAUGGAGAGCUUGACACUUGUCACUGGAGAUGUCACAUUUCCUCCGAUUAAUUUGGCUACUCUUUCGCGUCUUCAAAUUCUUGAGAUAACUUGUGUUGACCCACGAUCUCUAAUGGGGCUUCCUUCCAGUCUUGAAAAAUUGACUUUACAUGAUGUGAAGUCACCCAUGGGAAGGUCACUCUUUUCCAACUUGACCAAUUUUACUAGUUUGUACCUUCUUAACUGUCAGCUAAGGGAAGUUGAAUUUGAUGAUUUGCUUGGACAGCAACUAAAGGAACUCCACAGUUUGGAGUUAAAGGAUAGUGCAAUGCUUGAGAGGCUUUUGGUAUCGAGAUUAGAGGGGCUCCAAGUGUUGAGUAUGAGGGGUUGCCCUGGGCUAAUAGAGACUCGAGGUCUAGAGAAAUUGGAAUCAUGA
This is a messenger RNA of Eucalyptus grandis, 1482 nucleotides long. RefSeq names its product leucine-rich repeat protein soc-2-like. The record is from RefSeq and is a predicted model, not a curated record. Gene Ontology annotation, molecular function: protein binding. The transcript has a single exon. Bases 1 to 1482 code for a protein of 493 amino acids. Lineage: Eukaryota; Viridiplantae; Streptophyta; Magnoliopsida; Myrtales; Myrtaceae.